AUAGAGAGAGAGAGAGAGAGAGAGAGAGAGAAGGCAGAGAGUAUUAUGUGCAGAAAGUAAGCAAAACACAAUUCCACCACCACCAUAUAUCCUAUCAAACUGAUGAGACUGCAAGAAAAGAAAGAAAGUGAACCUCUGAUUCUCUCUCUCUAGCUUUGCUGUGUCUCUCUUUUCUCAUUACAAAGCUCACAUAUUCUCACCUAGCCCAUUUGAGUAACAUACAUAUAUUUUAUCUGCGUCACUCACCGGAGUCUUAACUGACACCAUGGCCGUUGACUUUAGAGCUUACAGGGUCCACUCUGCCAAGCACUUCUCUUCUGUUCAAGCUGCACGCAUUCACUCUGGUAAUCAAGAAAAAUAGGCUUGCAAAGGGACUAAUGUAAGAUCUUGAAUCCGAGGCUUUGAUUAAUUAAGAGGCUGGAGAAAGUUUUACUAGGUUGGAGGCUAAUCAACCCCGCCUAAAGUGAUCGUUAUGACGAAUUGCCCUGAAGAUGAACUUAGUGUGCAAAAACAGAAGUGCAAAAAACAGUUAGAGGAGAUCAAUAGUGAUCUGUUAACACAUCAGAGGUCUUUGGAAUGGCUUAGGACUAAAUUGGUGAUAUUGAAGAGCAAAGCAAAUCCUUCAUCCAAGUCUCGUGGUUCUGGCAUACUUGAAAACCAGCAAAAAGAUGAUGACCACAAUUUGACUGAGAAAACAUCUCAAGAAAGUCACACAAUCCUCUAUGAUUCAGACAAUGAUGAUGAUUCAAGAGCUUUAUUUCCUUGCCCCUUCUGCAUUGUGGACAUCGAUGUUUCUGUGCUCUGUAGCCAUUUGCAAGAAGAACACUGUUUUGACUUAAAAAAUGCGGUUUGUCCUUUGUGUGCGGCAAAUCUUGGGAAGGAUGUGAUAGGGCAUUUUAUUGUGCAGCAUGCAAGCUCGCUGAAGCGAAGGAGAAAAUCUGAGAAAUAUGGCUUCUUGAGUGGUAAUUCAGCUAUGCUUGGAAAAAAGUUUCCAACACAUCCCAUGGGAAACAAGCAUGAAUCUACACCUGAUCCACUCCUCUCAUCAUUUAUCUACCAUAUGCCUUUUUUGGAGCCUAAAUGUAUCCCUCAAGAUGAAUGCUUCAGAGAAGAUGCCUCCUCUGCCACAUCUGAUGUGAAAAGCAUUGAGCCAUCUUCACUGCAUGAAGAUCAUGAACAGAAUAAAGAAGAGAAGAGGAAGAAAGCUGCUUUUGUCCAAGAGUUGAUUAUGUCAACCAUAUUCUAAAAAACAUCCCCAUGCAUGUUUGGUGAAGCUCAACUUUUUCAGAAGAUGCAAAAGGUUGCUUCACUUACCAGUUGCCAAUGACCCGUUUUCCACAGGCACUAUGUUUUUCAAUGGUGCAUAACUUCAGGAUAUAAAUUAGUUUCUAUAUUAGGUAGCCGACUAAUACAUCUUUUACAUGUUCAUGGAGAGCAGUGUGAAUUUAUUUUCAACCCAUCUAUGUAAUGAGUAGAAACAAUCGUUUCUAUAUAUAAAGCUACUUAAAUCUAUGAUAUCUAAAUGCCAGGCGCAAAUUUCGCUGGUGGUGCGUUU
This is a messenger RNA of Quercus robur (English oak), 1555 nucleotides long. Its product is annotated as protein DEHYDRATION-INDUCED 19 homolog 6-like. The coding region runs from base 473 to 1246 and encodes 257 amino acids. NCBI's taxonomy places the organism in Eukaryota, Viridiplantae, Streptophyta, Magnoliopsida, Fagales, Fagaceae. The record is from RefSeq and is a predicted model, not a curated record. The transcript is spliced from 6 exons.